AUGAACUUAAAAAUUCGCACUAUAACAUCCGUAGAUUGUACAACGAAAAAGUUGAAAAUCGAACCAAGUCGAAGCAACAAAAUUGAAGCAACAAUCUCGAAAAAGCAAACUGAACCUCUAUUGGAGUGUGACUUCUGUGGCAAACAGUUCAACCGGAAGUCGUUUCUAGCGUCGCACAUGAAGCAACACAGACAUCGCUGUAAAACUUGCAACCAAACAUUCGGGCUAAGAAAAGACUUGAAACAGCACUCGGAGCAAGUUCAUGGUCCUGUACUAUAUCCGUGCAGUAUCUGUGAAUAUAAAAGCAACAACAGGUGGACACUGAAGGAUCAUUUCAUUCGAAAGCACACCAGCAGGUUCGACUAUUCGUGUGCAGUCUGUGGAAAACAAUUCAAGAUCAAGAACGACAUGGUGCAGCACGCGAAGCAAAUGCAUAGCAACGCAUCUCCAAUUAUUUGCACAGUUUGCGGUCACGCAUGCAAGAGCGUGCCUUCCUUAAAGUCUCACAUGAAAUACAAGCACUACAAGACUGCGUACCAGUGUAAUUUGUGCAAACGUUGUAUGACGACGCAGAAGAACCUGGAGCAACAUCUGUUGUGGCACAAGAGGAAGGAGAAAGUGGUUUGCCAAACUUGUGGCAAGACUUUUGGUCAAAAGAGGGAUCUGGACCUUCAUUUGAGGAUUCACGAAGGUAUCAGGCCGUUCUCUUGCCCGGUUUGUGGCAAGAAGUUCCCGAGAAGAACUGCUCAGGAGCAACAUAUUUUGAUACACACGGGUCAAAGACCGUAUACUUGUGAUAUUUGUGGACAGAAGUUUGCGCAAAAACCGGGACUGAUCUGUCACAGGAAGCGACAUCCUGGACCUCUGCCACAGCUCCCUGUGAUCUCCGUUAGAAAGAUCAUCGCGGAUUUUACUCAGGGACUGAACGAUGCCGCGAUGGAGAAGAAGAAUUAG
Bombus terrestris (buff-tailed bumblebee) is the source of this 954-nucleotide messenger RNA. Its product is annotated as gastrula zinc finger protein XlCGF7.1-like. The coding region runs from base 1 to 954 and encodes 317 amino acids. Gene Ontology annotation, biological process: negative regulation of transcription by RNA polymerase II; regulation of cytokine production; regulation of immune system process. The record is from RefSeq and is a predicted model, not a curated record. NCBI's taxonomy places the organism in Eukaryota, Metazoa, Arthropoda, Insecta, Hymenoptera, Apidae. The transcript has a single exon.